AUAAAGCCCAAUGAUUCUAUUUCUAGGCUUCUAUUGUCUGCCUCCGUUACUGAUAGAUAGCCGUGGAAAUGGCGAUGAUUCAGUGGUGCGGCACUGUAGCAAGGAGAGUGGUGAUGAAGCAGUGGCCUCCUCUAUCAUCGGCUUCGCCGAUUGAAGUAAUGGCGUCGCCGCGGGCCCCGACCCUUUGCGGCCGAGGUGACAAGAAGACGAAGAAAGGGAAGAGAUUCAAAGGAUCGUACGGGAACGCCAGACCCAAGAAGGAGAAGAAGAUUGAACGUAUCAAAGACAAGGUCGAAGUUCCCAGGUCCACCCCUUGGCCUCUCCCCUUCAAGCUCAUCUGAUUAUUUUUCAAUAUCUAUGCGUUUUUUCUCUUUUGUAAUAGCUGUAAUAAUAAAGCUAAAAUUUUUGUACAAUUCAGGGUUUUUGUUAUUAGUAGCUUUGCUUUUAUA
This is a messenger RNA of Gossypium raimondii (Peruvian cotton), 449 nucleotides long. RefSeq names its product 30S ribosomal protein S31, mitochondrial. The record is from RefSeq and is a predicted model, not a curated record. Bases 69 to 341 code for a protein of 90 amino acids. Gene Ontology annotation, cellular component: ribosome; plastid. The transcript has a single exon. Lineage: Eukaryota; Viridiplantae; Streptophyta; Magnoliopsida; Malvales; Malvaceae. Gene Ontology annotation, biological process: plastid translation.